Eutrema salsugineum is the source of this 1905-nucleotide messenger RNA. Its product is annotated as receptor-like kinase TMK2. The record is from RefSeq and is a predicted model, not a curated record. The transcript is spliced from 3 exons. The coding region runs from base 1 to 1905 and encodes 634 amino acids. Gene Ontology annotation, biological process: protein phosphorylation. NCBI's taxonomy places the organism in Eukaryota, Viridiplantae, Streptophyta, Magnoliopsida, Brassicales, Brassicaceae. Gene Ontology annotation, molecular function: ATP binding; protein kinase activity; protein binding.
AUGUCGCUUUCUAAAUGGUCCGUAUUUUUCUUUUCUUUCGAGUUUCAUGGUGUUCUGUUCUUUGAUUUCCCUUGUAACUUGUUCAAUAUAACUGGUAACUCUACUGGAAAUACAGUGAUCAGAUUGUGUUGCCCUAAUGGCCAUGGUUUGUAUGAUGAAAAACUAACACUUCUUCUUUUGAAGUCCCCAACGCUCUCACUUGUCGAGGAUGAGAAGAUUGGGUUUCAUGUUUUAUCUGCUCUGUUUCGUGGUUUAUGUGGAGGCACGUUUAAGUACAGGGAGCAGCAGUUACGGUUUAUUAGAUUCUCCAGAGGUACUUGUGAUCCGAGAGUCACUCUGCUAUCAAUUGCCAGAGAAUACGGUUUCCCGCCAGUAUUUGCGCAUAGUUGGAAAGGGGAUGACCCUUGUCAGAACUGGUAUGGGAUCAGCUGUUUAGAAGGUAACAUCACGUCCAUCACAUUUAUCUCCAUGAAUCUGACCGGUAACAUCUCUCGGAGGUUUGCAGAUCUCACCUCUCUUAAGGUGCUUGAUCUUUCACAUAAUCAUCUCACCGGGACCAUUCCUAUGGAGCUGUUUACGUUGAAGAACUUGGAAAUUCUUGAUGUUUCUUAUAAUCAGCUACAUGGAAAAGUGCCACAGAUUUGGAAUAUCGUUAUAGACACGGUAGGGAAUCCACAGAUGGAUGUUUCUUGGAACACAAGGAACAAGAAAAUAUCAGUUGUUGAGGGACUUCUAAUUGGGGCUGUCGUCGUUUGUUUGGUUAUCAUUGGAGGAAUCGGUAUUGCUCUGUAUUUGGCUGUGAGAAAGAAUCAAUCUAACAGGCUGACAGAGCCGAUUGAAACUCAGCAAUCUGGUGUCGAUAUUGAGAUCAUGGAAACAGAGAACAAUGUGAUUUCGUAUCAGAUUCUGAGGGAUGCCACGGAUGACUUUGGCGAUCAUAAUAUCAUUGGUAGAGGUGGAUUCAGAACGGUUUAUAAGGGUAAAAUGCGGGACGGCAUAGAGAUUGCGGUGAAGAGGAUGGAUCAAUCGUCUAUUGGCGGAAAAGGUAUCGAUGAGUUCGAAGCUGAGGUUAGCGUGCUAACUAAGGUUAAUCAUCGUAACCUUGUGGGUCUCCAUGGGUAUUGUCUUCAAGGAAAUGAGAGGCUUUUGGUAUACCACUACAUGCGACAGGGGACCUUAAGUAGACAUCUUUUUGACUGGGAGGAUGAAGGUCUGAAACAACUCGACUGGACUACACGGCUUACCAUUGCAUUGGAUGUUGCUAGAGGGUUAGAGUAUCUGCAUACGUUGGCUCGGCAAAAUCAAAGCUACAUCCACAGAGACCUAAAACCGACAAACAUUCUGCUGGGAGACAAUAUGCGAGCCAAGGUAUCCGAUUUUGGUUUGGUCCGGUUAACAGAGGAAGGCAAAGAAUCAUUCAGGACCAAAUCAGUCGGAACGCAUGGUUACAUUUCACCGGAAUAUGCCUUGACAGGACGGGUGACCCGAAAGGCUGAUGUUUACAGUUUCGGAGUCAUCCUCAUGGAGCUGAUAACGGGCCAGAAAGCUCUAGACGAGAAGCGAUCUGAAGAUAAUCUCCACAUUUCCAUUUGGUUCCGGAAAAUGCUUGUCGAUAAAGACUCUUCCUCAAAGCUCAUUGACAUGACCAUCGAGGUCAAGGAAGAGACCCGAGGCAGCAUCAACGAAGUGGCUGAACUGGCCAGUCAUUGCUGCGCUAAGGAACCUGAACAGAGGCCAGAGAUGAGUCACAUUGUCUCUGUUCUUACCUCACUCACAGAACAAAAGUGGAUACCCAGUGAAUUGGAAGAGGACAAAGAUGGGGACGACACAACUUUUCCGGAACUUGUAAGUACAUGGAAGGAGCUCUUGGCGGGAUCUAGUAGUAGCAUUACCGUAGUAGAGUAG